Messenger RNA from Bufo bufo (common toad), 2640 nucleotides. RefSeq lists its product as uncharacterized. Lineage: Eukaryota; Metazoa; Chordata; Amphibia; Anura; Bufonidae. The transcript is spliced from 11 exons. Bases 45 to 1805 code for a protein of 586 amino acids. The record is from RefSeq and is a predicted model, not a curated record.
ACUGGUUUGGUUGCUUUCACUAUAAUCUCCACAAUACUGGGUUCAUGGGGCUGAGUGCACGGGAACAGGUGGGCAGCAGGAGGCUGCUGGAGUUACUGGAGACGGCAGACUUACUCUCCUUGGCUGGCACUGUCACUAAGAAGAAAUCUACAACAUGCACGAGGGCAGGAGCCAUUGAUGCAAUACUACAGAACAGUCAGAGUGCCUACGAGCUCUUAAACCGUAGAAAAGUUCUCCGUGACAUCAUUGCUACAUACCUAAAAAAUGAAGGCGUAUCUAUACCCCAGAAAAUCACAAAGGCUGAAGUUGUUUUGAAAACUCUUGCAUUUUGGAGUGAGCUGGAUUCCUGUAUGCCAACAGCAAGAGUAUUUACUCCAUCUUCAAUAAUGCAACCACAGGCAGCCUCUGCUUCUGAUUUCUCUCGCUCAUUCUACUUUCAUACCGUUAAACCAUCUACAAGUACCCCAAUAGAAUAUUCCAGCAAAAUAUGGACUCUUGGCGCUCCGACAUCAGAUUUGGAAUAUUAUGUCAGCCAUAGAAUUCGAUCAACCCCUUCUCCUUUGCAAACUGAUGAGGGAUAUACUGUAACUGAAGGAAUGAAGGGUACACCGCAGAAAUCUCAGUCAUCACCUGUCAGUAGGCAACAUAAGAAUAAAGUCUCCCCGCCUCCACCUGUAUAUCAAUCUACACAUGAUGAAAAAAGUACUAGAGAAGUGGUGACUUCCCUGUCGUCCCCGUCCUUAGCUGGCGAGUACGACGUUGGCCACAGUGUCCGAUCAUCUAAAAGAUCCACUUGUCCUCUGCGAAUUGACGAGGCAUAUACUGUAAGCGAAGGAGUGAAGGGUACACCGCAGAAAUCUCCGUCAUCACCUGUCAGUGGGAAUGUGACGUACAUGACAACCCGCUCCAUGUCACAGACAGCGCGACAAUCUGCAAAUGUUAAGUCGAAGACCGAAACAGCGGCAGCCGCUCCAUACACAGGCGCUGUACAGCCUGGAAUAAUGCAACAUAAGAAUAAAGUCUCCCCGCCUCCACCUGUAUAUCAAUCUACACAUGAUGAAGAAAGUACUAGAGAAGUGGUGACUUCCCUGUCGUCCCCGUCCUUAGCUGGCGAGUACGACGUUGGCCACAGUGUCCGAUCAUCUAAAAGAUCCACUUGUCCUCUGCGAAUUGAUGAGGGAUAUACAGUAAGCGAAGGAGUGAAGGGUACACCGCAGAAAUCUCCAUCAUCACCUGUCAGUGGGAAUGUGACGUACAUGACAACCCGCUCCAUGUCACAGACAGCGCGACAAUCUGCAAAUGUUAAGUUGAAGACCGAAACAGCGGCAGCCGCUCCAUACACAGGCGUUAUGGGGGAAGAAGGUGCGUCACGUGUUUGGCCAGUUGACUGUGAAAAGUUUACCCGUGAUUUCUGUGAAUGGUACUACAGUCUCCUCAAUUCCCAAAAUGCCUCAUCUGGACCACAUAAGAAAAACUGGGGCCCUCAGCACUUCCUGGAAAAUGCUGUGCUACAUCUAACGUACAUGUCAUCCAGGGGGAAAUACAAAGGUGGCAGGAGCGUGAGUGCGUGUUUACUUGCUCUAGUACAGGAAGACAAAUUUUGUUUUCAACCAAAUAUUACUAGUAGGAAGGUAAAAUGUGAGAGGUCCCCAAAAGGUGUGGUGGUGGUAGUGGUUUAUGGUACCCUGUUCCGGAAUAAGUCAUUCGUGGGUACAUUUGAUCAGGUCUUUGAGGUGGUUGGGAACUUGAGAAACAAUAACUGGAAAAUACAAUUUACUGAUCUGAAAAUCAUAAACAAUUCUUAAGAGUCUACAUCAUUGUAUAUCAUGAAAUAAACUUCAUGGAUUGUAUAGCCAAAUGUAUACCUAUCCCUAUGGCCAGUGUCCUGCUCUCCCUUUUCAUGGUGUUGCUUUGUCCAUGGGUCAUGCACUUGUGUGCCUACUCGGCCUUUGACAGGUCUAGCGUGCUUCAAUCUCCCUGACUUCUUCAGCUAAAGCCCAAGUGCCCCAGGCUGAACAAUAAGGUCAGAUUGCUAAGAUAUGGGUAUUUUCAACUCUAUUGUGUAAAUAAAAAACGUAAACCAUCCUAGAUAGCAUUAUCACUAGGUGUGAGCAUAUUGUCAACUGCUCAGACCAAAACCUAGGACUGUGUAUACACAAAGGGAGCAGAUAGGUAACUGGAUAUCAGUUGGGUGGAAAUAUGGCAAUGAGCGCUCAAUACACCCCCACCUAUAAUCCCCCAACACACAACAAGUUACCAAGGUGCAGUGUAUCUAUGCUGAUUUGCUACCCCUUGUCUACAGACUAAUAGAAUUGGCUACAAAUAAGUCUUGCUUUCUUCAUUGAAGCUCUCCCCUAUCUCUCAGGGUAGGCAACAAAGCCUAAUUUGCUCGACGCGUUUCUUUAGUUGCUUUUAUUAUGCAACUUAGUCAUCAGGAGCGACUGGAAGCUGAUCAAGACAGACAAACAAACAGAGAGUGCUGCACGCUCUGGUACAUGGCGUGCAGACACGUAGCCUGCGGCACUGGGGCGCAAAUCAGCAUAGAUACACUGCACCUUGGUAACUUGUGUGUUGGGCAGUGGCGACUCUAUGAACAAUAUAUAGGGGGGGGGCAGAUAAGAUACCACAGUCAAAAAUGGG